UACAUUUCAGAAAGAAUCAUUGCCAGCUAUAGAACAAUUUGCUAAUUUAAUAAUCACCUCAAGCAUCACGCCACUUUCUCUUUCCAAAGACGUCACAUGACUCUUCGUAUCUCUGAUAUUGCAAUUGGUCGAUGACUCUUUAAGCUCGUUGCUACAGUCACAUACCUUCUACUGAAUUUUGUAUCCUGAUCGUGAAUGUCAGAUUUGAAUUCGGAUAUCUGCACAAAUACUGCGAUACAGUGGGCACUUCUUAAUACGUAUCCAAGACAUUACUGUCUUUCAUUAUGGCAAGAGUGGAAAUCAAGCCAGGCUCGCCUGUCGAGGUAAAGCUAAUAAAGAAUGAAGAUUCUGGAGAUGAACCUCUGCAACUGGAUUUACCGGAUGUCGCAGAAGAUGGUAUUUUCGAUGACGUAGAUGUCGAAGACGAAGAGUCUGAAUAUGUGGAUGGAAAUUUUGAAGGUUUGGUUUUCAUUAAUGGUAUUGAACACUUUGUUUGUCCAGGGUUUAAGAUCCGACAACUUCCUGCACCAAUGAUCGUUAAGAGGCCUUUAAGAAUGCUCUAUAAUACUAUCGUCAAGGGGAAUCUAGUAUUAGAUCCAAACUAUCAGAGAGCUAGUGUAUGGGACGAAGGGCGGGCUUCUACUCUUAUUACUUCAGUGUUGAUGGGAUAUUUCAUUCCCCCAAUCGUUCUUAAUGUCCAAACAGUAAUCAACAAAUUAAAGGACGGCCGGAAAGAGGUGAAGCAUAUGCGCAUCUGUGUUGAUGGAAAGCAACGCUUGACCUCGCUUUUUAAGUUCAUGAGCGGAGAGAUCGGCUUCCUCGACAAUUCACACCCGCCGAAAAAAUGGUACUAUUGUCAUCCGACUAUCAACGGUGUAUUGACACCGACUAGCAACAGAAAUAUUUGUCCAGGCGGAUUGAAGAAGUUUUUCGACGACAAGGUCUUCUGUUGCUAUGAGUACGACCAUCUGACACAAGAGACUGAAGAAACCAUGUUCCAGCUUGUCCAACGGGGAAUUGCUUUAUCGCCAGCCGAGAAAAUGAGAGCAAUGUCCACUGAAUGGGCUAGAUUCACCCGCAUAUAUGAGGAUGAUUAUGCUAUGGUGAUCAAUUUAUCGAAGCAAAGUCGUGCAUCAGGCUUUCGCCUUAUUCUCACUAUCUUUACUAUGAUUCAAGAAGUUCUUUCUGGAUCAACCAAUGGUCGGAGGAGGAAAACUGUGCCCUCACUCCAGGCCAGUCCCCAAGCACUUAUGCGGGUCCUAGAAGAUCCAGAACCAAUAUCUAUGGGUCUUAAACUCGCUUUCAAGGACGUGUUCGACAGGUUUGAAUCGCUGAUCAAGUUAUCUUCUACGAAGUUACCAGACGGCCAAUACGAAGUUCAAAAAAAUUCAGUAUUCGAUCCUGCUCCUGAAUUUCUAAAGGAGGCGGAUGUAAACCACGUCCGCACAUUUUCGCCACUGGAAUUAGUAGCCACAGGUAUUCUCAUAUCAUACCAUAAAGACAGGCGAUCAGACGACGUUCUUCUUUCAGACAUCAAAUCCCUCCGUCGCUUUCUACGAUUAAAACACAAAGAUCUACGAGUCAACGCUCAAUGCUGGGCUACGGCAUGGGAAUUCAUUUCUGAGCAUGUUCAUCGAAAUCCCAAUCCCCUGAAUAACUUCGCACUUCGGUUGCAAUCGCAUCGGGAAAAGAAUGGAACGGGUAUCCCUGCAGAGAGGGGCAUAAGGAGGGCAAGAUCGAAUUCAGAUUCCAGUACCUUGUCGAGCUUAGAUUCGUUGUUUGAAGCUGAGGUUGGAGGGGACCGAGAUGAUUCGAGUGAGGGCCCGGCGAGUAAUUCUUCCGUGGCUAGUUCGAAUAAGAGGGUUUUGGUUGAUUCGGACAGCAAUGGAUCUUCCAAGAGAGUGAAGAGGUAAUCUUGCAUCGUCGGCGUAAAGUUUCACGCUGGUUGUUAUCAUGGUGAUCGGCUGAAGGAAAUUCUGGUUGUUGCAUUUUUGGAGUCCCUUUUGCUGCAUUUCCUCACUGGUAAAGAGCUUUUUGAUAAACCUUUGGCACGAUGGGCAGAGUAGAGGUAUUUAAGUCGGCGCUAGGCUUCGUGUUUGGGAACUUUGUUUGUGGGGGGUUUACAGCAUUGCAUCAGGAAGGGUGUACGUGGUAGAAGUUCGGUUUGAUUAUUGUAGGAUAGAGUUAGAGAGCUUGGGUUAAUAAGGAUAAUACGUAAAAAUUCU
This is a messenger RNA of Botrytis porri, 2225 nucleotides long. RefSeq lists its product as uncharacterized. The record is from RefSeq and is a predicted model, not a curated record. The transcript has 4 exons. The coding region runs from base 285 to 1913 and encodes 542 amino acids. Lineage: Eukaryota; Fungi; Ascomycota; Leotiomycetes; Helotiales; Sclerotiniaceae.